AUGACCACAAUGAAGAAGAUAUUAGUGAAUCCCGAGGAAGAGGCAUACAAUGGUCAGAUCAAAGCCGAGGCCGUCAAAGUCAUUGUCCAGCAAUUUCCGAAAAAGAUUGUCGAAUUGAAUACACUUAUCGACAAACAACUUACCAUCGAUGGCAACAACAACAACAACAACAACGGUCUCAACAUUCCGAUGAUUACCAUUAGCAGUGAUAUCAGUAAAUCAUCUGAAACUGCAGCGACAAUGACAGAUAAAUCCGAUGUAAAAGUAUCGGACAAAUCACUGACUGACGGCUCAAAUUCAGAAGCAAUUGCUGUCAAUGAGAACCAACACUUGAGUCAAUUAGUCGACAUAUUGAUGCCACAGAUAUGGGAACUAUCGGUAUACUGUUUGUCAUUAGUUGUGGGCAUGAAUCUGAUGGUCCCUGAGAUGGAAGAUGGAAACAAUUUCGGUGUCGAAGUACAACACGAAUGCAUUGAAGCCAUGACUGUCGUCGAAAAUGAUAUCCAACGGCGUGUCCGCGAAAUUCACGCCUAUUGUCCGGCCAGAGCUGAACUGUUCGUCAAAGCCGUCAAAUAUCCUGACUGUCAGGACUACAGUCGGGCCAUCCAAGAGCGCGAUCUAUCGUUUCAAAGUUACUGUCUGUUAUCGUUGGUAACGGUGCGCAACCAUUACAUGAAUCUUCACGAUAUGAUGAUGAAGAAUAUGCAGAAAAUACGAAAACCCAGAUCUGGUUCAACCACUCAUAUGAUGUACUAA
Messenger RNA from Oppia nitens, 756 nucleotides. Its product is annotated as proteasome activator complex subunit 3-like. Gene Ontology annotation, molecular function: endopeptidase activator activity. NCBI's taxonomy places the organism in Eukaryota, Metazoa, Arthropoda, Arachnida, Sarcoptiformes, Oppiidae. The coding region runs from base 1 to 756 and encodes 251 amino acids. The transcript has a single exon. Gene Ontology annotation, cellular component: cytoplasm; proteasome activator complex; nucleoplasm. The record is from RefSeq and is a predicted model, not a curated record. Gene Ontology annotation, biological process: regulation of G1/S transition of mitotic cell cycle; regulation of proteasomal protein catabolic process; positive regulation of endopeptidase activity.